AGUGCGCGGGUUUUGAAAAAUUUGGCCUAAAAGGGAAUGUCCGAAGAAGCACAUCAACUAACUACUGAUAUACCCGAAACGACAUUAACCAUGAGUGAAAGUGUCGGAGACAGUGUAGAUGACAUUCUCAAUCUAUUGAAGAAGGACUAUUCAGACGUUUUGUCACUCAAAGCAUUGGGAGAUCAGUUACGAGAUGAGACAGUCCGAGCUAACCCCGUCAUUGCCCAAUCAUUACCAUUACUAACGACUAUUGUCAGUAAUGCCUUUACUAAUACUAAUAAUAGACAAGUCCAGCUAGAAGGGUUGCGUGUACUUAUUAACAGUAUGGCCUUCAAUGAUGUCAAUCGUAGUGAAGUUAUGAAGUCAGACUCCGAAACGUUAUCGUUCUGGAAAUGUGUUUCCGCAGAGCUCAGUUCGACCGACGAAGAGAUCGGGACAAGAAUUGUCUUGUUGUUGUCUCAGUUCAUAUACGACACGGACCAUAAGAAUGAGUAUGUCAAGCAAUUGUAUCAGUAUGGGUUGUACGAAUCGACAUUGAACUUCUUGAAGUCUAUUGACUCUGAGAUAUCGCAAGAUGUCGUUGCGUACGACAAGCAUAUCGAGUUGUUGCAUGAACUUAUUGUAGAUAAUGGUCAGGAGAUUGCACAGGACCAGGCGUCCAGUGUAUGCAGAGUGAUUGAACUAUUGCUUAGAGUGAUUGAAUCAGCAGUGGGUGAUGUGUCGGUUGAUGCCACUGAUGAGGAUUAUCAGCUGGUGUUGGGUAGACUAUUCCAAACUUUGGCGAUAGUGACUGGUUAUAGUCAGAUCCCCAAUAUUGAUGGAAUAAGAGAUGCGUUUAAGAGAUUAGUGUCGCUAUUUGUGACUCCGAAGCAAUGGAUAACUGAAUUAUCGGUCAGACGAUCUUUUGUGCCUUCAGUAACCAACUUCCUAUUCAUUGAAUCAUAUACCCAGGGAGCUGAAGACUUGUUAUUUAUCAUAGAUGUACUUAAGGGGAUAAAGAAUACUCCUCCUGAAUAUGAGGUGGAUUCAUACUUAAUAUGUGCCUGUGUGGUAUAUCUUGGAAACUACAUCCAUAAUGAAGCCACUGCUUCACAGGUUAGACAGCUCAUCGCUGCCCAUAUUACUGAUGGAUUGUCGGGAUUUGUGCUGCUAAUCUUAUCAAGAAUCAAACUUACGGAUGUUAUAUUAGUCCAAUCUUUACAUCCAUUAGCCAAUCUCAUGAAUGGUGUGCUUGCUCAUACUAUACUACAAAGUGAAAGUAACUAUAAGUCUUUGUUAACCUAUAACAAAAUCAUUCUAGAUAAUAAAGACUUUUACCCAGAGAUACUUUCGGUAUAUCUCAAGUUUAUCUAUAAGUUAAUCCGUCAUGAAUUCUUGUUGUCACAAGACGAAGAAGGGGAUCAUAAAAGUGGUGUCUUUGAAUUUAGCAAGCUAUGGAAGUCGAUCAUUGAUUCUACUAAUGAUCAGUUAAUCCAGCUAUACCUUAUAGAGGCCAUCAUUACCAAUUUCAAUGUAGUCAGUCAUUAUUCCUCUGACAAUAUUCUACUUAUUCGGUCAUUGAUUACUUCUGCCAUGGGUAAGUUAGAUUCGUCUCCCCAAUUAGAAGUAACUCUACAAAAACUAAAGGCUAUAGGAAUUUUCAAUCAUACUCUCUUAUCUAAGGAAAUAGGAUUAGAUAAGCUUAUUGCUUCCUUAUAUGAUAAAGACUGUUCUAUGUUUAGUAGCUUAUACUUAAGACCCUACUAUGAUUUCUUAAUCCAAUUACAACAAUUAAGUACUAACAAACAGGGACAUUCCAGUGAUGACUUAAUACUUAACAAUGCAAAGUUUAUCGCAGGAACUUCGCUUCCGCUAUUCCGCGAUCUUCUACAAACUGAUGCCACAUCACAGACGGAUGUUCAUAUCGUGAAACAGAUAUGCACCGUAUGUACCGACGUUACACAACUAUAAAUAACAUUAUAAUUGUAAAUUACGCAGUGAAAUUACCCCGCUCAUAACCUUAGUAGUUAUCGUUAUACAGUUUCAUUUCUAUACAGUAUAGCAAUUUACUUAGCAAUUAUAAUUAAAAAGUUUCCUAUUCUCUUUCUCUUUCCCUUAGCUGAUUUCUGCUCACUGAAUGGCCCGAUACCGCAGACGGCAAUAGACGGUAAAAGUGCGGUGAGGCUGUCGUCAGAAAAAAUUUUCCAAUUGCCGUAGUUUACCUUUUAGCAACCACAGCGUUAAUACCCCAGCCUUAUCACUAUAAAGUGGAGUUGGAUUUCCAUCUCGGAG
Scheffersomyces amazonensis is the source of this 2271-nucleotide messenger RNA. RefSeq lists its product as uncharacterized. Bases 37 to 1950 code for a protein of 637 amino acids. NCBI's taxonomy places the organism in Eukaryota, Fungi, Ascomycota, Pichiomycetes, Serinales, Debaryomycetaceae. The record is from RefSeq and is a predicted model, not a curated record. The transcript has a single exon.